This is a messenger RNA of Meleagris gallopavo (turkey), 3171 nucleotides long. NCBI's taxonomy places the organism in Eukaryota, Metazoa, Chordata, Aves, Galliformes, Phasianidae. The record is from RefSeq and is a predicted model, not a curated record.
CUUCCACUCCCUUCCCCGGGUUGGGGCAUCCAAGUGUGCGGGGCAUCCGCCGUGGAGGUGUUUGCUGUGGGGGGGGGACAGCGCCAUGUCUAAAAUGGGGACAUCCAUCCAUAGGAACAUCCGCCACAGAGACCUUCACCGUGGUGUGGGGUCACCCACCUCGAGGGGCAGCCAUGGGGAUAUCCACCGUGGAGACACCUGGCGUGGUGUGGGGACAUCUGCUGCCACGCAACCACAGGGAUCUCCGGUACAGUGGGUGGACCUUGUGGUGCGGAGACCUCCGGGCGUGGGGCACGUCUGCUAUGGGAUCAUCUGCCCAGAGGGACAUCCACAGUGAGGAAAUCCAGCAUGGGGACAUCCUGGGAACAGAGACAUCCUGGUGGGAGGGGACAUCUGCUCAUGGGCCACAUAGACAUCCAUGUGUGACACGAAGGCACAGGGACAGGUCCAGCCCUGAGUCACGUCCUGUGGGGUCAGUGACACCAUUUGAGAAGUGAAACGGCCGCAGGAAAACACACAGCCACCCCACACACGCACAUCCCUUCCAACGUGGCGCAACUGCGUGGGAGCCGGCAGGGCGGCCGUGGGCAUCCUGUAGGAUUGCAGUGGGGAUGUGGGGCCUGGGCAGCAGAAAGACCGAGAAGACAGCAUCCCAAAGACAUCACAGAGGGUGGGACAUGUGGGGUCCCUAUGGCUGCUGACAGGAAGCAGAGGAGCUGGGUGGAGAAAUAGGACAGUGGCAGCGCUUGCAUCACCGGCCCCUUCUGGGGAAUCCGGCCUUGCUGCAGCCCUGACGAGAGCUGCCGUCAUCCAGGGCAUUGGUGGCCAUGGGGCAGCCCCAGUGUGUCAGCCCAGCCAGCACACGAGAGCCAGACUCCAAACAUUGCCCCACUCUGUGCACCACAACGGCCCCAAAACAUCCAAAACCCUGCUGGACCCCACAUUGAUCCCAAAUUGCACCGCCCUGCUGGGCCCCACACCAAUCCCAAAGUGCUGCCCUGCUGGGCCCCACAUUGAUCCCAAAGCGCCGCCCUGCUGGGCCCCACACUGAUCCCAAAGGACCGCCCUGCUGGGCCCCACACUGAUCCCAAAGUGCCGCCCUGCUGGGCCCCACACUGAUCCCAAAGCACCGCCCUGCUGGGCCCCACACCGAUCCCAAAGGACCACCCUGCUGUGUGGUCCACACUGACUCUGAAGCAUGGCCCAACUAAGACCCAUGUUGACCCCAAAGCAUCAUCCUACCAGACACCAUGCUGACCCCAAACCAUGGGCGAAAAGCAUGCUCUGAGCUCUACAAUAAUCAUGGCUCCAUUGCAUUCCAUAUCAACCCCAAAUCAUGGCCCCGCUGCAGUCCAUAUUGAUCCCAAGUCAUGGCUCCACAGUACCUCAUUCUGACCCCAAAUCAUGGCACCACUGAGUCUCAUACUAACCCCAAAACUUGGCCCCAUUAAGCCCCAAAGCACGGGCGCAAAGCACGCUCUGAGAUCUACAGUGACAGCAAAACACCGAGCCCCACAGUGCCCUGCACAACAGCAGAGGUGGUGCCGAUGCCCGCGGCGCUGCGUGCUACAGAUACGAAACUCAGCAAUCUCCAGGCGUGUUGCGAAACGUGGAAAUCCCGCACGGCAGCUGCUUCCUUCCAGCGCUCCUUGAAAAUGCGUCGCUCAGCAGCCGGGCUCAGAGAACCCCAAAGGCAGCGGGAGGAGCAGGAGCACAGCGCUGCAGAUUGCCUUCACCCUCAGGUUUCACACUGGGCACAGAGAUGGCGUUUGUUCCUGACCUGGACGUGCUGGAGAGCAGCAGCCUCAGUGAGGAGACCUUCUACGGCCCCUCCUGCCUCUGUCUUCAGAAGGUAGGGAUGGGAGGGCUCGGUGGCACGGUGGCACGGUGCCAUGGCAGCGCGGGGUGCUCAGCUGCAGCCCUCUCCUUGCAGAAGCCUCGUCUGGAUUCUGAGCACACCGCGGUGGGUGUGCAGGUGACAGUGAGGAAGGGACGCGGUGCCCGGAGCUUCCGGCAGGCUGCCGUGCUGGUGGUGGCCAUGACCAAGCUGCUGCGGAGGCCGACACGCAGGGACUUUGCUGACAGCGACCUGAGCGCUCUCCUGGAGGAGGUUUUUGAGCCCGUCACCUUCCAGCGGCUGGAGAGCAGCUACGCCGGGGCGCCCGCCUUCCGCUACACCCGCUCACAGUCCUUUGAUAUCUUUGACAUCAACCAGAAGUGCUUCGUGCUGGAGUCGCCCACACAGCUGGUGGCCCUGCACCUCCAGGGGCCCUCCUCCAGCCAGAAAGUGAGGCUCAACAUUGCGCUGUACCGGCCCCGAGGCCCACGGGGCAGCGCUGGAGCUGGGCAGACACCAGUGGCACUGGGCAUCAAGGGCUACAAGCUCUACAUGUCGUGCGUGCUGAGCGGCGCCGAGCCCACGCUGCAGCUGGAGGUGAGCAUCCCACGUCCCCAUCCCAUCCCCACUUCCCCACCCGGCUGCCACCGCCACCCGCUGAGCCUCUCCGGGUCUCCAUCACAGGAAGCCGACGUCACGCGAGACAUCGACAGCGCCGAGCUGACCCGCUUCGUCUUCUACCGCCUGGACAGCCCGGCCGAGGGCACCACGCGCUUCGAGUCGGCCGCCUUCCCCGGAUGGUUCAUCUGCACCUCCCUGCAGCCCCGCCAGCCCGUGGGCAUCACCAACCGACCCGACCAGGUCAACAUUGCCACCUACAAGCUGAGUGGGCGCUGACUGCCCGCCCCAAACCCAAACCGGCCCGUUGCUGGUUUCCAUGCUGUAUGUACCGAGUACAAGCCCUGCUGCCCCGCCACGCUGUUCCACGUGGAAUAGCUGCUCUGGGCCCCGUGGGCCCGAGUCACACAUUGUUUCGUUACCGUCCUGUUGCUUUUAACUUAUAUUUUUUACCGUAAUUAUGAUGGUUUUUGUUUCAUCUCCCCUUCUUGGGGCGGAGGUAUUUAUUGUAACUGGAGAAAUAAAAGCUUCCCUGUGGACGCGUGUCUCAGCGUGUGCCUCUGGGGAUCAGUGGGGGCGGUUCAGGCUGGAGGAGAUGCGUUCCCACAGCAGGCAGCAGGGCAGGGCCCGGCACCCCACGCCCAGGGCGCCUCCUGGGGGCAAAGACUGGGGACUGCUGCACCCCUCAGCACCCCCCAACACCCUCCCGAGCCCUU